Messenger RNA from Penicillium odoratum, 1215 nucleotides. RefSeq names its product tRNA (guanine(9)-N(1))-methyltransferase (gene trm10). The record is from RefSeq and is a predicted model, not a curated record. Lineage: Eukaryota; Fungi; Ascomycota; Eurotiomycetes; Eurotiales; Aspergillaceae. Gene Ontology annotation, molecular function: tRNA binding. Gene Ontology annotation, cellular component: nucleus. The transcript has a single exon. Gene Ontology annotation, biological process: tRNA N1-guanine methylation. The coding region runs from base 1 to 1215 and encodes 404 amino acids.
AUGACGGACGACGAGCGACCCAGAAAGCUGGUCAAGCUUGAGCAUGACGAGGCUACGCAGUCAGAGCUCGAGCCGGCUAUGACUGGUGCUGGGGAAGUUGCGCAACAACCCGAGAACACGGCCGUUAAGAUUGAAGAUGUCAAGCAAGAUUUGUCGGAGCAACCGAACGCCAAUGCCGAACCGAAUACUGCUACAGCUGUACAGCCCGACGCUGCAGGCGAUGACGCACCGAAAAUGUCCAAGAACCAAUUGAAGAAGCUUCGCAAGCGAGAGAAAUGGGAGCAGGAACGCGAACAGCGCAAGAUCCAUCGGCGAGAAAAGAUGGCCGAUAAGCGCGUGCGCCGACAAGCUAUGGUGGAGCAAGCCCGGGUGACUGGUGGUGAAGAGGCUGUGGCAGAACUGCGCAAAAGCUGGGAGGGUCUACGGGCGAAGGCCAGGAAAUCGACUCUUCUGCCUUUCGCAAUUAUCAUUGACUGCGGCUACGAUGAUCUUAUGAACCCUAAGGAGCGUGUUUCCCUUUCCUCACAGUUGACACGCUCAUACUCGGAAAACACUCGUGCGAAAUGGCGGUCGAAUCUGAUGUUCAGCUCUUUCAACAAACUACUCAAGGAACGCUUCGACAAUGUUCUUGGAGCGCAUAAGAACUGGAGGGGCAUCAGGAUUAUCCAGGAGGAUUUCAUGAAAGCUGCUGAACUCGCGAGGCGGAACAUGGGGACUCCACGCGGUGGCAGACUGGCUGGCCCCUUUGCUGGGAUGACCGAUGCUAAACCCGAGGAUGGAGAGAUUAUCUACCUCAGCAGUGAUAGCGACAAUACUUUGACCGAGCUGAAGCCGUAUGACACUUAUAUUAUUGGUGGAUUGGUGGAUAAAAAUCGACACAAGGCCGUUUGCUACAAGAGUGCCAUGGCGGCAGGCAUUAAGACGGCGAAGCUCCCCAUUGGUGAAUACAUUAAAAUGGACUCUCGCUCAGUGUUGACUACCAACCAUGUCGUGGACAUUAUGCUUAAGUGGCUGGAGCUGGGUGACUGGGGUGAGGCGUUCAUGAAGGUCCUCCCACAGAGAAAAGGAGGAAAAUUGCUUGACGAGUCGCUUGACGCUGAAGGCGAGGUGGAGGAGCAUGAAGAUGAACAUGAGAAUGAGGAGGAUCAGAUCGCAGCUGUUGAGGCUGCCGCCGAUGAUGGAUGUGAGGAAGGGGAGGAUGAUGAGAAAAUUUAA